Fulvia fulva is the source of this 1314-nucleotide messenger RNA. RefSeq lists its product as uncharacterized. The coding region runs from base 1 to 1314 and encodes 437 amino acids. The transcript is spliced from 4 exons. The record is from RefSeq and is a predicted model, not a curated record. NCBI's taxonomy places the organism in Eukaryota, Fungi, Ascomycota, Dothideomycetes, Mycosphaerellales, Mycosphaerellaceae.
AUGGACACGUUGAAAAAGGUCAUCAUGGGUGAUCCAAAGGCCGCAUCUGGACAAGAGCCAGUAUCUGGUAGCCAAGGUCAAGGCACCGCCGACGCACCAUACGACCAAGGCAACCAAGAAGACAACGCCGACCUGGCUGGCAAAUCGGCUCAGAGCACAGGCGAGUCCCAACUGGCAACACCAAACAAGUCACAAUCGGGUCAGGAGCCGAUCUCCGGCAGUCAGGGUAAAGGCACUGCGGGCGAGCCUUUCGAUCAAGGAAACCAGGAGGACAAGUCAGACUUGGCAGGCAAAGCACCUCAACAUACAGGAUCUGCGGAGCUGGCACCUUCCUCCUCUUUGCCGCCCGACGAGUCUCUUCAGUCAUCAAGCAACACACCACAACAAUCCAUCAAGCCGCAGGGUGUUAGCACAGGUGAAAUUGGCAGUGACACGAAGCAGACCCCCGCACCACUGACCAAGAAACCUACAAUCGGAAGCUCUGGCUGGUUUACAAACGCCAACCCCUUCGCCCGCAAGGCUAGUGUCUCCGAAGUAGCUGCUGAAGACAAUGUUGACCCCAAGGCCAAAGAACCGAGCGGGGAGCAGUCUAGUGAGGGUGCAGAGAAGACCGACCUCGAGGGUAAAGACCUGCCACCGAAUCACCCUGGUGCCGAUGUUCCACCAGGUGUGAGUAACACUAUCGUCGAGCCGUCCAGCAUCUCACGGCCUCAGGAAGUCACAUCUGGCCUCCCAAAUCACCUCGGAGAAGAUGUGCCGCCUGGUCCAGCGGCCGUUAUGACCGAUAAAGGCAAAGGUAAGGCCAGGGCGAUAGACACCGACGAUAUCAAUAGUGACGCCAGCAAUCGAUCAGAAGUCACGAGGGACGAGUCCAUCAACACAGAGACAGGAUACACGCGAAGGACAUAUUCUACCGCUGACACUGGAGCUUCCAGCAUCUCCUCGAGACGACAGUCAGUCAUACAGCAGAGUGGCAGAAUCCCUACUGCGGGAGGCGUACCCCUCGGCGCCAGAGCUGCAGCAGAUCGACAGCACCGACUAGAUUCGUUCAUACCAGAGAACGAAGCCACGAGCUCCAGUAGCCGUCUUGGAACAUUCGAGUAUUACGGAUCGACCAAACCAAUAGCUCCUACGCAAGGCAUGCCCGAAGCUGGAAAGGGUACGGAUGUGGGUGCAACUAAGGCUACGGCGAUAGAUACACCUGCUACGAAGAGCGUCGAGGACGAAAAGAUUGCACGUCGUGCUUCGAAGAAAGUGAAAGGGUUCCGCAAGAGUAUCAGUAAAGCUUUCAAAGGACGGGAGGGCAGUCAGUAG